GUUUGUGUUGCGAUCAAAAUCGUUCCGGAGAAAUCUGAUUUUUUGACCGUGGUUUGUGCAAUCUUUUACGUAUCAAAAGAUUCUAAGAGAAGAUAUAAGUUGGCAAAGAGUAAGAAAAUUGUCUGGCAAAGAAAAACUUACGAAAGAUACCAAGGUAUGAAUCAACUACACAAUGAACAUCAGCCGGGGGAGUAAUGCAUUUGUCAUCACGGUUCUUCUGUUGCUACUUCUAGUCCAAGUCGCCGUUAGCUUCGGGCCAGCGAUUCUGGGUGAGCCUGAAGACGUGACAGUAGCACCAAGCACAACAGGGCCACAAGCGUUCACAAUCCUCUGCAUCAAGUCUGUAGAUUCGUCAGUGGCUUGGUUUUUCAAGGGAAGACCAGUAGACAUCCGUAAUCAGGACUUCACGGUAACAGGUGACGGGUCUCUUUAUGUAAAGAAUGCAGUCAAAGAGAGAGAUGAAGGGUCCUAUUACUGCCUGGUGUCCAGCGGAAAUAGAGCGGUUCGUAGCAGAACAGCUACCGUUAAAUUUGCAUAUCUUGAUUCAUUCACUACCCGCGACAAGAUGGUCUCCAUGGAAGAAGGGGACUUCCUCUCCAUAAAGUGUAUGGCUCCUGACUCUUUUCCACAUCGUACCGUCCAGUGGUCAAAGGAGAUAAAUGGGGAAAAACAGCCAGUGAGAUCGUCAUCGCAUCUGACAAUCAGCGAAACCAAGGACUUGCACUUUGCAUUUUUGAAAAGAUCAGAUUCUGGCGUCUAUAUCUGCACUGUAACAAACCUCUUCAUACUAAGCGAGAGAAAGAGUGUGGAGAGACAAGUUUCUCUGUUCGUAACACCAGCAACAAAUCAGUUUAACAAGCCACCUAGAGUUGCCGACGACUUUAGCAGCCCAAAGAUAGCCUUGAAAGGAGAGAAAUUUGUCUUGGAGUGCAUUGUUUACGGAAAACCAGUUCCGAAAAUCGUCAUGAAGAAAAAAGGGAUUCACACUGCACUUGGGAAUACGACAGGAAACGUUAACAGACUAGUGAUCAACAGUUUUGGUCGUGACGACGCUGGGAAGUAUAGAUGCAGAGCCAGCGAUAAGGCAGGACAGUCAGACACCAAAACAACCGUGAUAAAGAUGGAAGCUAAACCAGAGUGGAUAAUAAAGCCAAAAGACAUUACAUCAGUCUCUAACAGCACAGUCACUCUGCCCUGUAUUGCUUUUGGUAUACCGGGCAUAAGAUACACAUGGUAUCGAAACGGCAAGCUGAUUGUACCGAAAAACAGGCAUGAAUUUUCACUGGGAAAUUUGACUAUCAAAGACUUGAAGCCUCACGAUAAUGGGAUAUAUCAGUGUUUCGUCGACAACAAACAUGGCCAACUACAUGCUGAUAUCAAGCUGACUGUAUCAGCAAUUCCCGCCGGCUUUGGCCUGGGGAGUAAAGCUCCACAGCUGACCCAAAGUGCCCUCAUGCAUUCAAGUGUGGAAAUAAUAUGUAACCCAACUGGUGAACCUAAGCCCGUCGUACGCUGGCGAUUUGGCGCCGCUUAUCUACAAAGCAAAGGAAGGUUUCGUAUUUCGUCAAACGGAAACUUAAGGAUCACUAACGUUACCAAAUCUGAUUCUGGGGAGUACAUAUGCGAAGCUUCCAACACACUGGGUAAAGCCUCCAGAACGGGAUUCGUCAAUGUUGUUGAAUACAUCGUCGAAACUAAAAACAUGGAUGAAACGUUGACGGCUGUCCUUGGGAAAGACAUCAGAUUUAUGUGCGGUGUUAGAUCAGUUGGCAAAAUAGAGGUUACCUUCAAGUGGUUAAAAUUUUUUACCCAUGAAAUUGUGUCGAGUUCGCGUGUGAGAAAAACAAGAACAGAUAUCAGUAACAGUAUGUCAUCAACAAGUGAUCAGAGAGGAUACUUGAAGAUCACUAAAGUUCGAUACGGCGAUGCAGGGCUUUACUCCUGCGAAAUAAGGGGCAAUAACAAUAAACUGAUCGCCCGCAAGGAGGUCUUCUUGAAAGUCAAAGGUCCUCCUAAUCCACCGACAGAUGUAACCAUCAGUCAAGGACACGCUGAAGGCGAACACGUCAACGUCACAUGGAUCCUCGGAAAAGCGAACGGCAGUCCAAUAAAGAAAGUGAUAAUCGAGCACACGACACAAUUUGCUCCUACGACAUGGAAAGUCAUUUCUAACGGAUCUGAACCUCAGAAAGGAUGGGUACAGAUUGCAUUGUCUCCACAUGUAAGAUAUACUUUCCGAGUCGUUGCUGUCAAUGACGUCGGUAAAAGCAACGCCAGCGCUCCGUCCAGUAGCUUCCAGGCACCAUCAGCAGCACCUACAAAGUAUCCUCUUGACUUGAAGGGUGAGGGGAUUGACGCAUCUACCCUAAAGAUCACGUGGCAACCCAUUCCACCCAUACACCACAAUGGACCAGGUUUCUACUACAUUGUUUAUCACAAGCGAACGGACCGCAAAGGGCAGCCGACAAGAGAUGAGGUCAGAAAUGGCUCCACCUUCUUCAUCACUGGCACUGAUUACUACGUGAAGUACACGAUCCAAAUACAAGCAGCAAACAGCAUUGGCUUUGGACCUAAAAGUCCGGAUGUCAUUGCUUUUUCUGGGGAACAAGUGCCGGUGGGAGCCCCCAGGGAUCUUGAUGUCCGUAUUACAUCUCCAAAUUCAGCUUAUGCAACAUGGACGGGUGUCCCUGAUAAGAGAGAGACAGCCCGUGGCAAAUUGUUAGGGUACAAGGUGUAUUUCUGGAAAGCGCCGAGCGGUCAGACUCCCUACCAAGCUGAGGUCGAGUCAACUAGUGAAACGUCUGUCAGUUUACAUCUGCAGCCUUACACAUCGUACAGAUUUCAAGUCGUUGCUUACAACAGAAUGGGUGAUGGACCAGCGAGUAAUGUCAUAGGUCCUUUGACAACACCUGAAUCAAUACCAGAUUCACCGCGAGGGCUGUCCCUCAACAUCCACAACCAAAGCUUCAUAAUACUUCAGUGGAGCCCACCUGAAAGAGCUAAUGGCAUCAUCUCUGACUACCGGGUGACGAUAGAGAAAGUACCAGUAACAGAAAUGACAAUGAGCGGAAAGACAAACAACAGUAACCCACGAAUGAGACUCCCCCUGCUCAACCUGCAGGCGAGGUACAGAUUCUCAGUUCUGGCAAUCAACAGAAUCGGGGCAGGUCCACCGCUGGUUGUAGAAUUUGAUCUCACAACAGCACCUAAAAUAUCUCCCCAAAAUGUGACAGCAAAUUUUGACAACCAAAACAACGAGGUAGUUUUGAACUGGAGAAGUUCCCUGCAAGACAUAGAAGGAUUCCGGAUUUUUUACUGGAGUUCUCGAAGGGAUAUACAUACUGUCGACGUUGCAAAAGAAAGAAGAAGAAAAGAAAUCGCCUUUGAUCUGGAGAAAGGACACAUCUAUCAUUUUCAGUUGGCAGCUUUUAAAAUAGUACAUGGUGGACACUACAUACUGGGUCCGAGAUCACAGGAGGUCACAGCAGGAAAAAAAAAUCUAAAGGCAAGAAGGACAAAGUCGACGGGAAGUUUCACUGAUAGUCCAGGGACUUUACUUCUGUGUUCACAAUUGCUAUUCAUCAUUAGCUUUCAUUGGUUACAAGCCAGAUAGCAGUCAUCGAGAUCCAGAGUUGCUAAAAAAGGAUUGCUGCGUCAAUCUCUUCGGGAGAAACUACCAUAAAACCCCACGAAUAAGACGAGAUGUUCAUUUAAUGAGAGCAAGUGAUUACUUAGUUCUACAAACUUCAGAUAGAAAGUUUAACUCGUCUCUUGAACAGACUUAGACGGAAUAACUGGUUUUGAGCCCUGAGCUUUGUUAAUGUGAACAACUUUUUAGAGUCAGGGAACAAUAUUAUUUCAAAUCAAGGAAGGAGGACAGAGAAUUCGUACCACGUUUUCCUGAACAACUGAACUUCGGUUGUCAGUUUUUUGGAAAGCGCCAACGAGAACAACUUCGUAAAUUAACCACGAGAAGGAUUUCCAGUGCAGCGACGUUUACCACGUAGAACUAAAUAUUUGAAUAUUUAUUUUAAAUUACGUUGAUUCUGAAUGAAUGCCAUAUUGACAUGAUACAAUAAGAUGCUGAUUAAUUUAAAUGUUCUUCAUCUAACAAAGCUCCUUUCUGAUGUGGAGAACGCAAAUGUAAAAUGCUCUGCAACAGCUUAGGUGAAUCCUAAAUUUCUAACGUCCUAAUGAAUUUAUUACCAUCCCACGUGCACCCUGACACCCGUUUACCAGAGCGCAGAAUUUCGUUUCAGUUACCAAGCUAUAGGUAAAUAUUAAAACUAUCGGGAAGUGUUUAUGAGACGGCAUAUUCGUUCCUAAGCUCUCUAUCUCUUUCUGCCUUUAUUUCACAAGAGGAAGUGGAUAGAAAAGUGACACUGGAACGAGAUGGGAAGAAAACUAAAGAUGUGCCAAAUAUUGUUCGAUGAAUAACAGGGAUUUGGUAACUGGACGAGGAUUGUAGUGAAUAAACCAAUGGAAAGAGGCGAAUUAUUGCGCUUUAACAAGCAGGCACGUGUAGGGACGAUGUCUCAAGUUUCCAUUACUUCUGGUUUCCUAAAAAUUCACAUCAUCUCGGGAUUGCGCCAAAUUUAGAGUUUAUUCAGGGGUCUACUUACUAAUCAUCAUUAAUACGUCUGAAAUGGGUGGCUAAUGAACCCACCUAAGAAAUAAAAGUUCAAAAAACAUUGGUGCACUUUCAAGGGUUUCACCUAAAGGUACUACUGAGAACCAUUCAUGAUCUAUAUAUUCCGAUAUAGUGUUAAUUCAAAUCCACUUGUUUGCUAAUAAUCUAAGGUUCAGUAGGAAUGAACCGCACAAAUUGUCAUAGGAUGUAAUAUAAGAAUUAAUCUGUGAUAGUUUUAUGAAAACAUUUAAGAAAUAACAAUUAAUUGAUGUGUGCUUUAGCACACAGUUUGUUUAAAAAGAAACUUUUGAAUGAUGAUAUAGCCCGGUGCGAUGUUUGGGUUUUAGCCAAAUAAUGUUGUUUUAUAUUAAAUGAAAGUGUACAACGUAUAUCGUUUAAAACAUUAAAUGAAUAAGCAGCUUGUUAUUGCUAA
Pocillopora damicornis (cauliflower coral) is the source of this 5063-nucleotide messenger RNA. RefSeq names its product contactin-4. The record is from RefSeq and is a predicted model, not a curated record. Gene Ontology annotation, biological process: cell-cell adhesion; axon guidance; brain development. Gene Ontology annotation, molecular function: cell-cell adhesion mediator activity. Lineage: Eukaryota; Metazoa; Cnidaria; Anthozoa; Scleractinia; Pocilloporidae. Gene Ontology annotation, cellular component: axon; plasma membrane.